This is a messenger RNA of Pezoporus flaviventris, 2109 nucleotides long. RefSeq names its product DEAD-box helicase 25 (gene DDX25). Gene Ontology annotation, biological process: poly(A)+ mRNA export from nucleus. Gene Ontology annotation, molecular function: ATP binding; RNA helicase activity; RNA binding. The record is from RefSeq and is a predicted model, not a curated record. The coding region runs from base 66 to 1628 and encodes 520 amino acids. Lineage: Eukaryota; Metazoa; Chordata; Aves; Psittaciformes; Psittacidae. Gene Ontology annotation, cellular component: cytoplasmic stress granule; nucleus. The transcript is spliced from 10 exons.
CUCCCGCCCGCCAGGGGGCGCGUCUCCCCGCGUCGGUGCCUCAGGAGCGGUGCCGGGCGGGCGCCAUGGCGGAGGCUGGGGACAGCGGCGGCUGCGAGGCCGGGCUGGGCCGCGCCGGUCCCGCGGGGCUGCUGCCGCUUCCCUCCGUCUUCCCGCCGGGAUCCACCGCCACUUCCCGGCGCCUCCCCGCGCCCUGCACCCCGCAGCGCUGCCGGGACCCCUUCCUGCGGCGCCGCGCUGGACGAGGCGACGAGGAGGAGGAUGAAGAGAAGGAUGAAGAGGAGGAGAGAGUGUUGCCAGCCGAAACCUCGCUGCUGAACAAGCUGAUCCGCACAUCCCUGGUGGAGUCCUGCCACAACGUAGAGAUCCUGCAGCGGGACCCCAGCUCCCCACUCUACUCCAUCAAAAGCUUCGAGGAGCUGCCCCUGAAAAAGGAGCUUUUGCAGGGUAUUUACAUGAUGGGCUUCAACAGACCAUCCAAAAUCCAGGAGACAGCUCUGCCGAUGAUGCUGGCGUACCCGCCCCAAAAUCUGAUUGCCCAGAGCCAGUCAGGGACAGGGAAAACAGCAGCUUUUGUCUUGGCCAUGCUGAGCAGAGUUAAUGCCACCGAGAAAUACCCGCAGUGCCUCUGCUUGGCUCCCACCUACGAGCUGGCGCUGCAGAUCGGGUGCGUGAUCGAGGGCAUCGGGCGGUUUUGUGCUGACAUCAGGGUGGCGUACGCGGUCCGGGGGAACCGAGUCCUGCAGGGCACUGUGCUAAAGGAGCAGAUCAUCAUCGGGACACCGGGAACGAUGCUGGAUUGGUGUUUCAAACAGAAGGUUGUGGACCUGAAGAAGAUCACCCUCUUCGUGCUGGAUGAAGCUGACAUUAUGAUCGACACGCAGGGCCUGUCCAGUCAGAGCAUCCGCAUCCAGAGGGUUCUCCCCAAGAGCUGCCAGAUGCUGCUGUUCUCGGCCACCUUCAAGUCAACCGUGCGGGAGUUUGCUGAGAAAAUCGUCUCCAACCCCAUCAUGAUAACGCUGCGGGAGGACGAGCUCACCCUCAGCAACAUCCGGCAGUACUUCUUUGUGUGCAGGAGCAGGGAGGAGAAGUACGAAGCUCUCUGCAACAUCUAUGGCAGCAUCACCAUCGGACAGGCCAUGAUCUUCUGCCAGACACGGAGGAGUGCCGACUGGCUGGCAGUGGCCAUGACCCACGAUGGACACCAGGUUGCCAUCCUGACAGCAGAGCUGACGGUUGCCCAUCGUGCCAACGUCAUCCAGCGCUUCCGCAGCGGGAAGGAGAAGGUCCUCAUUGCCACUAAUGUCUGUGCCAGAGGCAUCGACGUGCAGCAGGUCACCAUUGUGGUGAACUUCAGCCUCCCCACCAACCUGCAGGGAGAGCCUGACUUCGAGACCUACCUCCACCGCAUCGGGCGCACGGGGCGCUUCGGGAAGAGCGGCAUCGCCUUCAGCAUGGUGGAGAGCCAGGACGUGGGACUCGUGGAGAUGAUAGAGAAGCAUUUCCGUGAGUAUCCGUCCAUAUCCACCUCUCCUGGGGUGGUUUGGGGAUUGGGAUCCCCCCUCCAGCCUGUUUCCCAGCUCACAUGGACCUUGCUGGGCUGCCCCUUUAGCCCAUCACUCUUCUAGGGUUGGGAUUUUUCCUCCCUUGCAGCAACAUUUCCAGACAACCAGCCAAGGAAGUUGUGUGUGUGACUUGAGAGGGAUAUUUCACAUACCCAGGAUGCCUCACAUCGCUUCUUUUUCCUCCUUCAGGCAUUUUAUCUGCCCUUACCUGGCAAAACCGCAUCCCAGGGAUGUGGUGUCCAUGCUGCAGUAUUGAAGCUGGCAGCUGAAAUGGUGCCUGAGUGUUUCCUGAGUGGAAGUAGAUUCCACUUGGGAAUAUCAAGGGGGUUUUUCAUGGCAUGUGCAAAAUCCUGUGGCUGCACUGGUGGCUUUUCAAGUCCUGGUGUGUUUUCCCUGUGAUUUUUAGGGAAAAGCAGGUUAUCAAAACCUUUCGGUGUGUGGAAAACCACGUCCCUUCCUCAGUGCUGCCCAGCUGUCCCGGUAGCUUGUCCUUUAAAUCCAAACCCCGAAGGAGCCCGUGGCAGAGCCUGGCAGGGCACACGUG